GUUUGCGCGGUUUAUAACAAACAAUAAACCGUUCAACUCGACUCAGUUUGUGUUUGGUUUUUGUUAUAACAUCAUUAAUGGCCACGUGAGCGUUUUUCCCGAAAAUGCAACAAGGGAUUUUUAUUUUUUGCGUUAUUCUUCUGAUGGAAGUCCACUCGAACCCUCGCGACUUAUAUGCAGGUUCCAAAUGCCACACCUCCGACACCCCGGGCCUCUGUGUCGCCAUCACAAACUGCCCCUCAGCCCUCGAAUCCGUCAAAAAGCAGGGCUCGCACUCCCUGAAACGUUGCGGAUUUGAGGGAUUCACCGAAAUCGUGUGUUGCCCUAACGACUUACGCCAUGCAACAACCGAAAAUCCCGACGAUGCCACCGACGAGGAGAAAAAACCCGAAAUACGAGGCCCCGACAUUGGCCGAAAAAGCCAAAAAGCGUGCGACAAAUACUCGAAAAACGUCCCAAUUGCCCUCUCCUACCACAUAGUCGGGGGCGAAAACGCCGAAAAGGGGGAAUUCCCCCAUAUGGCAGCGUUGGGGUUCUACAUCAAGGAAGACAAAGUGUACAGAUUUGAUUGUGGGGGCACUUUGAUAUCAAAUUACUACAUUGUAACAGCAGCACAUUGCAUUAUUACAGUGCAGCAAAACGAAGUGAAAAUUGCAAGAUUGGGGGUUAUUGAAAUUCCGGCGUCGAUAGAGCAACCAGAUUCGCAACUUGAUUAUAAUGUCGUCAAUGUUACGGUUCAUAAAGAGUAUAAAUGGAAGGAGAAAUUUAAUGAUAUUGCUUUAGUAAAACUAGAACGGAAAGUCACUUUUACUGAAUCCAUCAGACCUGCGUGUUUGUACACAAGAUCUGACGAUCCCGAAAGACUGUUUGUCACAGGUUGGGGCUCGGUUAGUUUAGGAGGCGAGAGAAGCUCUAUUCUGCAAAAAGCCAUCCUCAACCCUGUCCCAGUGCAAGAAUGCAACAGCACGUACGCCAACAGAACCAACAGAAAAAUCAUUAAAAUGCAAAUUUGUGCGGCUGAUAGUAAAAGUGAUGCUUGUCAGGGCGACUCAGGGGGGCCCUUGCAGACUCAAGGAAAUAGAAGUCUCUGGACUAUAGUUGGCGUAACCUCGUAUGGGAUUGGGUGUGGUAGCAGAUAUCCUGGUAUUUACACAAGGAUUAGCAGUUAUGUGGACUGGAUUGAGGAGAGAGUGUGGCCAUAGAGAAAAAUUUUCAACGACUUGUGCCAAUUGACACUAUUGUGAUAUUUAAUACAGACGACGUGUUCGGGCACCUGUAUUUGCCAUUUUAACCGUGAAAGUAAUAUUCUAAACUGUAUUUUAUUUAUUAUUCUAUGAAAAAAUAAAAAAAUAAAACUA
Molecule: messenger RNA, 1358 nt
Organism: Tribolium madens (black flour beetle)
Lineage: Eukaryota; Metazoa; Arthropoda; Insecta; Coleoptera; Tenebrionidae
Product: serine protease persephone-like
Exons: 2
Coding region: 105-1202 (365 amino acids)
Biological process (GO): proteolysis
Molecular function (GO): serine-type endopeptidase activity
Source: RefSeq, a predicted model, not a curated record